Molecule: messenger RNA, 3032 nt
Organism: Lineus longissimus
Lineage: Eukaryota; Metazoa; Nemertea; Pilidiophora; Heteronemertea; Lineidae
Exons: 5
Coding region: 1059-2372 (437 amino acids)
Source: RefSeq, a predicted model, not a curated record
UUCUUAAGUAUAAAUCGAAAGCAAAAGACGCGAUAAGCCCACGGAGGUUCCUCUCUGAAGUCUUCAACUCACCGGUUUUGCAAGAGCACGUCACUGAAAAACCUAACUUUGGAAUAGAAAUUGAAGGAUGGUCAACAUAACAUGAGAUAACAUAUAUACUGCUGGAUUAACCUCUUGCUCUUUUUAAUGCACUCUGGCGAGGAAACGAAGAGAUGGCACUUGUCGCCAUGGACGAACGUUUGAUUGGGAGAUCUCAAGAAAAUCGUCAAUCACUGGACGCUUCUACCCAAACUGACCCUACGACACUCGCCUGGCGGGCACUUUCGUAACAAAUGAACUUCGAUCUUUAUUCAGGAUUGUAUCGAAACAUGUAAACUGUCACAUUUGAUAAGAUAUUUCAUUCACGCUUGUUGAAGGAUGUAUCGGUACUGGUGACAGCACAAACCUGGUUACGAACAGGAUACCUCUUCAAGCAAUAGCCUACUUAGUACCUCCAGAGGAACUGCAGAUCACAUUCGCCCCUCCAAAAGGAAGACUGUCGAGGAUGACAACUGGACUUCUCCGAGCAUCAAUGAGCAUGGUCGCCCAGGCUUAAAUCGCGACUUAGGCUAUAUAUCUCCGAGAAUAUACUGAAGUCACGUCAGUUCAGUUCUACAUCGUUUCCACAGGUACCACUGACCACUAGCACCCUAGGUUCGCCGUUACUUGAGGAGUAAAGCCAUUUCUUCAUCCUUUUUUUUAUUCUCUCUAUUCGCGCAAGAACAAAGCGGUUUUGUCAUGUGUUAACUGAGGAGACAGUCUGAGGAGACGUUUUGAAGAUAGAAUCUCUCUGAAGAGGACACUUCAGCGAUCAGCGACAAAAAAUUUUUUAGAGCUGUUCAUAAAAAUGUCCAAUGUUCCAAAACCUUCCUGGUUUCAAACAUAAACAUAACGUCAUCCUUUCUUCAACUAGAUGUGUUGAAAAAGGCUUACCGUAUGGAUAUUAAUGGUAUUUACCCAAAACAGACCGCUUCGCCCUGAGACAUUCAGUGGAUUAACCUUAGAUCUUCGACAUCAAAAUGGAUGGACGUAUUCUGCACACAGUGCUUGUUGGAGUGCUGUUGUUCAUUAUUGCCUGUUAUGGUAAAGAUGAAAGGGCAACCUUCUGCCUGACCAAGUCCGAGACGCUCAAUCCACCUAUAAACUGCCCCAAAGCAUGCGCACCAGUCAUCCUUAUAAAGGAAUCGAAGAGCCAGAUCUUGACCGAUUGCAACGCCACUUCCUCAACUGACGCUUGGAAGCCAAAUGAUACGGCAUCACACAUGGUAUGGAACAGCUGUAACCUCCGUGGUUCAAGCUGCACGCCCAUUACCUACCACGACCACAGUGCAGUCCGAUUGGAAGUGUUUUACACUUGUGUGAACCGUCUUUCCCUGCACAGGCAAGAUCUCUGCUCCGAUGUUGGAUUUGUCGUACCGACACCAUUUUAUCUUCACACCCCAGGCUACCCGAAAUUCGACACAACAACAACACAGACAAACUGUACGUGCAGGCUGCUUACAGCAUCCGGAAGUGACAUCACGUUGACGGUUCUUGAUAUGCUGACGUCGAUGCCAGAGUCAUUGAGAAUAGAAUGGAAUGGUGGGAGAGAAGAUAUCACGACAGUGUUGGAUGAAGUCGGUUAUCUGGCGGCCAAACGUUCCGUUACUAGAAAGGGUAUGGUGGUGAUAUUCAAACCCCAGUUCACUGGGAGAAAAGCUUAUAUGUGGAUUAGAGUCGAAACGCAAGCCAUGGCCAAUGCAGCACCGGAAACAGUAUUGCUGACCUGUAAUGGAAAGCUAGGGACGAUUCCCACGGCAAGCCCAACGAUAUCACCAUCUCUAUGCCCGACGACAACAUCAACUACAACUACUACAACUACAACAGCAUCGACAACAACAACAACAACAACAACAAACCUGCCAACUACAACAUCAAAAAAUGAAACGGCGCCGAAAAUAACAACAUAUGGAUUAACGGCAUUGACUCCAACAGGAACACCUGGAUCCAGCUUUAGUGUCUACUACCUAGUGCCUGUUAUCGUCAUCGUGAUCACAAUUAUCAUUUUGGUUGUGGUACUAGUCAGAAAAAAACGACGAGAACGCCUGGAAAAUGCCAAGCCGGUGAAAGCACCUAUCGAACUGAUAUGCGUGAGGGUGGACCGGAGCCUCUACCUCACGAGCGGAAGACCAAAAUUCAUCCCAGAGACACCUGGUGGCCGAGCGGCAGACCACUCGUCCCACAAAGCUUUAGCACUUUCACCAAAAGAACUGGUUUAUUUUGAUCAUCCGAAGAAUACGGACACGCUAAACAUUAGGGCGUCACGUAGUGGUGAUGGUAGUAAACAGAGUUGAAGGCUAUUUAAUAAAAGCAUUGAAUUUAUUAGAGAAAUAGACAGUAGCCUAUAUAGAAAAUUGGAACAGUAAAAUAGUGAUUCCACGACAGCGGAAACCAUCGCAGUUUGCCGUUGCGGCGAAAUUUAAACUUGGGAACCAAACUGCUCCUGUUGAACUCGGUCCUUGAGUGAAGUGGAUUGACCCUGCAGGAAAUGUCCUUGGAAUCAUACACAGAUCAGCAUCUGUGUAGUGGAAUUGAACAAGUGAAAGGACAUUCAGUAUAUCAUCCUGAACUUCAGGCCAACACUUGGCACUAAAGACCGAGUCUGCGAGGGGAUGAAGUAACGACUGACUCUGGGUUUCCGUAGACCCCCGGGGCAGUCCAUUGAGUCAUCCUAAUUGGAUAUCUUUAUGACAGGACAGAGCCAGGCCAAUGCGUCCGCGGUGUAGUUUUUCGAGCAUAUCAGUACAUCGACGCUGAGGCCGAACUACAAUAAAUGAGUACAAAUACAUCUCACCGCAAAAAAUGGCUAGGGCUGAAAGAGUUAAGAUACAGGUGAUAUCCUCUUUUUGAUCGUUUUUUUUUUGUGUAUCCAAGACAAUCGAAGCAUAUCUGUCAUUAGUAUGUUGCGGUAUAUGGUAAAUUUAAUAAACUAUAUCGAGUGAAAUAAAUGAACU